Molecule: messenger RNA, 948 nt
Organism: Cladophialophora carrionii CBS 160.54
Lineage: Eukaryota; Fungi; Ascomycota; Eurotiomycetes; Chaetothyriales; Herpotrichiellaceae
Exons: 2
Coding region: 1-948 (315 amino acids)
Source: RefSeq, a predicted model, not a curated record
AUGCCUGUCAACCCAGCAAAAGCGGGUAAGGUUUUUCGCUCCCCCUUCCCUGGCUUUUCAUGUGACACCUUGCAGUCAAUGACAGCUCCGUCUCACGUAGGAGCGCGCCAAAUCCGAGUAGCAAAACUGCCGAAGUCGGCCACGAACCGGCCCACGUUCUGUCCUCGGCUGGGCACUGGCACGAGGAAGCCGACGUUGGUGAGAACGAUAGAACCAACCUGGAGUGCGUCGCUCAAGGGAAACCCUACUGCGCUUGCCGUAUUUACGUUGAACAGAGACAACCAAAAGAAGCUGAAGGCUUUCUUUGACCAAGUCAGCAAGACCAAUCCAUGGCCAGGUCGCUUUGUUAAGGCUGUGCGUUCGAGGCAAGAGGCAGUGCUCAAGAAAGUGGAGGAGAUUCGGGAAAAGAGCGUCUCGGACAAGAAAGAAUUCGAUGCAGAGAUUGCGCCGCUCCUCAGCGCUGCUCUCGGAGGUCUUACAGACGAACCAUCGGAUCCUGCUUCCGUCUCCAUCCCCAUGCAAGUUCGGUAUCUCGGGGCUGAAACUCAGCCAUACUGCGAGGCAAUGUGUGGUCUUCUGGAACAGUCGGGAGCCCUGGCCCUUGCUUACGACGAGCUCGAAGGCCGUCCCACGCACAAGUCACGGCUCGAUAUGACAGAAGCAUCAUUCAAAAACGACAGGGAAGCUACAGAAUCUAUUGUUGCAGCCGGCAAAAAGGUGGCGGCAUUUCAGAUUGAGAGGCUCCUAACAGAUAGGUAUAACGAGGUGAGGACGCCGCAUGAUCUCACUGCCGAGGAAGAACAUCAGGGCAAGGUCCUCUUAUCACAUGGCACGCACGAGAAUCCGCAGUCGAAGCCGACCCCCGGAUGGGGAAAUGUCGCGGUAGAUAUGGAGAGAGCGGUGGGGAGACUUUGCUUUGCUGGUGAGGUGGAAGAUGGAGCACGUUGA